This is a messenger RNA of Triticum urartu, 2062 nucleotides long. NCBI's taxonomy places the organism in Eukaryota, Viridiplantae, Streptophyta, Magnoliopsida, Poales, Poaceae. The record is from RefSeq and is a predicted model, not a curated record.
CUGUCCGCCAACCAAAAACCCCAGUCCUCCGUCUCGCUCUCCGUCGCCGUUCGCCAUUCCCCAAGCUCUGCGGAUGGGCGCCGCCGCGUCCUCUGCGCGGGAGACGGCGGGGGUAGGCUCCAGGGACGAGGAGCAGGAGUGCCGCAUCUGCCGCCACCCCGCCGAGCCGGAGCGCCCGCUGCGUCACCCCUGCGCCUGCCGCGGCACCAUCCGCUUCAUGAUGAUGCUUUUUGAUGCACUCCAUCGUUUCGAACCAUUUCAGGUGUGCAACCACGGCAUCUCCGCCCGACUUCUGUACGCCACGGACGCACCUGCGAGGCUGCCCAUUUCUGAGUUCAUAGUGGGCUUGCCGGACAGGCUCACUGGUCUGCUGCUCCCACUCAUCUUCGCUGUCUGCGUCGUGCCGGAAUUCACCAUUCACAUCGGGACCCUCUGGUCAUGGCGCCUCGCGCUUGCUAGGUCCUUUGAUGAAGCACACUAUCUGCUCUCACUCCGCCUCUCUACCGCCUCCGUCCUCGGUUUGUUCGCGCUCUGGGUUGCAUUUGCAUAUGAGUAUAUGCCGUUUGCUGUAGCUCCAUUUUUCCACUGGGUUGCAUGCCUGGAAGCUCGGCGUCAGGGGUUUGGAGGAUUUGAUGGCUCGCAAAUCCUUGCGCUAUUUGCCGUUGAAGCGUUCUUGGUGGUGGUGAUGUUCGACCUGGCCCUUGCUUGUGUUUUGGUGUUUCUCCCGUUCUCUUUGGGAAGGAUCGUCUUAUGGUGCAUAUUGUGUUCCGAUUCUUGCAAUGUGGGUGAAGUCAACUCCUACACUUCGACAGCUUCUGUCCUUCUAAUUGGAUACGGGUUUAUCAUUUCUGUGGGUGUAAUUUAUGCUGGGCUGUACAUUUUUGGCCAAUACUUGAGGGGGAAGCGCCUUGUGAUCGCAGCUUUCAUUACAAGUCUGUCUGGUAUAUUCCUCACAGGGAUUACAUGUUUUACCAGUGUUGCCAGUUUUUGUCUUAAUACCCUGCACGGACUUAUAAUAUACCCGCUCUUCUUUGGCUGGUCGCUUGAUAUCUGCACUUCAAAAAUGUUCGGUGCAACAAUGUCUCAAAGGUUGGAACUUAUGUUUGCUGCAUCUUUUGCUUCAACUGCUCUUCAUUGUCUUAUUGGAUUCGAAUUUUUGUAUCUACACGGCUUAUGGUCCACACUUCUUCACAAGAUAUUCAGGCCAGGAGUUGCCGUUCCCACUUUCGACUAUGAUAUUAACAUUGACGAACCAUUCUACAAAUUUUAUUUCAACAAGCCUCAUCAUCUUCUGCAUGGCAUUCUCUAUAUGGCUGCGGUUAUUUUUGUUCCUGUUCAAAUUGCUGAUCGUCUGGCACCGGAGUUGUUCCCAUUAAAUAUCACAGAUGGUUAUUUGACUGUUAGGCCUGGCUAUCUGCUUGCUUUGGUUGUUGGAUUCGGCGUCGUAGUAACUACUAUUGGUGCCUCUAGAGAUGCAUUUGCCUACAUGACUAAAGGGAGAACGCACCUUCGAAAUUUGAGCCAAGCUCUGAUUGUGUUCUUAUGGUUGGCCAUCGUUCCUUUCUUGAUCGGGUCGCUGGUUGAUUUAUUGCUAAUACCAUCACCCACUGGGCCUGAUGAUGAAGUUUCGCUUUUCUACACUUGGUUCCUGGGAUUUCGAUCUCUGAGAAUCUGGGUGAAGCUGGCCCAUGAGACAAGGGACACACCUUUCCUUGCCUAUUUCAUCGAUGAAAGGUGGAGUCCAAAGAUCGUUCGGUUCGCUGCGGGUUCUCGUUCAGGGAAGGUACGGCUGCGAUUUUUCCUCCGAGAACUAUUCAUGCCUAUCGCCACGAGGCUGCUCCCUGCUCUGUGCAUUCCUUAUGUGCUUGCCAAGGGCGUCUUCCCAAGAUUCGGCUACUCUGCCGCCAUGAACUCAGCAGUCUACCGCUUCGCGUGGCUGGGUACCCUCGGCCCUUGUGCGCUCUGCUAUAUCUCCAAGCUGUUGUGCACGAAACUCCAUGAUUCGAUCAGGGAUGAGCGCUACGUCAUCGGGCAGAGGCAGGGAAGACGUCGCCGAAGGUAG